Strongylus vulgaris is the source of this 252-nucleotide messenger RNA. Lineage: Eukaryota; Metazoa; Nematoda; Chromadorea; Rhabditida; Strongylidae. The record is from the annotation of a GenBank genome assembly.
AUGGUUUGCUCAAGUCAUGUGUACAAUGAUUUUGCGGGGUCGCCGGAUUUCCAAGUGAUCUCGGCUCAGUGGCAGCACCGUACCUUAGAAGAGGCUUCCACAACAGCGCCUGCCCUGGCAAUAGUAAUAGUGUUGCUAAUGUGGUCUGUUACUGUUCUUAUUGUGCCGAAAACAAGAGAUAAGGAGUUGUUUGAGGAUCUUGACGACUUUGCCAAGACCACUAUUGCGUUGGAUGAAGAAAAAGAAGGAUGA